Stegostoma tigrinum is the source of this 1472-nucleotide messenger RNA. RefSeq names its product COP9 signalosome subunit 6 (gene cops6). Gene Ontology annotation, molecular function: metallopeptidase activity; protein binding. The record is from RefSeq and is a predicted model, not a curated record. The coding region runs from base 72 to 1013 and encodes 313 amino acids. Gene Ontology annotation, cellular component: COP9 signalosome. Gene Ontology annotation, biological process: protein deneddylation. The transcript is spliced from 10 exons. NCBI's taxonomy places the organism in Eukaryota, Metazoa, Chordata, Chondrichthyes, Orectolobiformes, Stegostomatidae.
CCGAUUGGCUAUCUCCGCGCCUCAGGUCGCUAUCCGGUACUGCGCAUGCGGUUCCAAACAGGGGCAGGAAGAUGGCCGCUAAUGGGAUGGAGGUGGAACCGGCAGCAACACCGAGUGUGAUGGCGUCUGGAGUGACAGGGAGUGUCUCUGUUGCCUUGCACCCACUCGUUAUUCUGAACAUCUCUGACCACUGGAUCCGGAUGCGCUCUCAAGAGGGGAGACCUGUGCAGGUGAUUGGUGCCUUGAUUGGAAAGCAGGAGGGCAGAAACAUCGAGGUGAUGAACUCUUUCGAGCUGCUGUCUCACACGGUGGAGGAAAAGAUUGUUAUUGACAAGGAGUAUUACUACACCAAAGAGGAGCAGUUUAAGCAGGUCUUUAAAGACAUGGAGUUCCUGGGCUGGUACACCACGGGGGGCCCUCCAGACGAGUCUGAUAUCCAUGUUCACAAGCAGGUGUGUGAGAUUAUUGAAAGCCCACUUUUCCUCAAGUUGAACCCCAUGACAAAGCACACAGAUCUUCCAGUUAGUGUUUAUGAGUCAGUCAUCGAUAUCAUCGCUGGAGAGGCCACAGUGCUAUUUGCUGAACUGACCUACACUCUGGCCACGGAGGAGGCAGAACGCAUCGGAGUUGAUCACGUGGCUCGCAUGACAGCUACUGGCACAGGCGAGAAUUCCACAGUGGCUGAACAUCUCAUUGCACAACACAGCGCCAUUAAGAUGCUGCACAGUCGGGUCCGCGUCAUCCUGGAAUACGUUAAAGCUGUAGAGUCAGGUGAAGUGCCGUUUAACCAUGAAAUCCUUCGUGAAGCUUAUGCCCUGUGUCACCGGCUGCCAGUCCUCAGCACUGACAAGUUUAAGACUGACUUCUAUGAUCAAUGCAACGAUGUGGGCUUGAUGGCUUACCUCGGCACCAUCACAAAGACCUGCAACACCAUGAACCAGUUUGUGAACAAGUUCAACAUCCUGUAUGAUCGGCAGGGUAUUGGCCGACGUAUGCGAGGCCUCUUCUUCUGAUUGAGAGUCCAAGCGGACUUUGCCCUCUAGAUACAGCGGGAGGUGAGAGUUUACAACACGAGAGGGGCAGCCUCUGACAGACACCGACUGAAGUGCAUCAGCGAUUCUCUGGAGACCCUUUCCCCCACUCCUUCCCAACCCCCCUCCCUCCCUUACCUAACCCUGCCUCUCAGCAUUCCACCCUGUGCUGCCCUGCCCUGCCCUUCCCUUCCCUGAGAAAUGUUUGGGCCAGCCUUGUGAAAUGGGACAACGUGUCACCCUGUUCCAUUGAUGACCGGGUUUUUUUUUCUCCCCCUCCCUCUCCCCCGGUUGUGUUACUUCAACGACAACGUGACUGGCUGGAUUGGAAUUCAAGUUCGCACUGUGCUGCAUGCGUUAUGUGUUUACUGCUGGCGAGCCGAUGUGAAGUUGUCAGUUGUGCAGCUGAAAUAUGUGCAUUAGAAAUAAAGUUGAAAGGAA